ACUUGUCCUCAGUUCUGUCUCUGACUACUUUGCUGCAAUGUUUACAAGUGAUGUUUGUGAAGCCAAGCAAGAAGAGAUCAAAAUGGAAGGCAUAGAUCCCAAUGCACUAUGGGAUCUUGUUCAGUUUGCAUAUACAGGCUGCCUGGAAUUGAAAGAAGACACCAUUGAAAAUCUCCUAGCAGCUGCCUGCCUCCUCCAGCUCCCACAAGUAGUAGAGGUUUGCUGCCAUUUUCUAAUGAAGCUUUUGCACCCAUCCAACUGUUUGGGAAUACGAGCAUUUGCUGACGCGCAAGGAUGCACAGAGCUUAUGAAGGUGGCUCAUAACUACACCAUGGAGAACAUAAUGGAAGUUAUAAGAAAUCAAGAAUUUUUACUUCUACCGGCUGAAGAACUCCAUAAACUUCUUGCUAGUGAUGAUGUGAACGUUCCUGAUGAAGAGACAAUUUUCCAUGCCUUAAUGAUGUGGGUGAAGUAUGAUAUGCAGAGGCGAUGCAGUGACCUAAGUAUGCUACUUGCUUACAUCAGAUUACCACUGCUCCCACCACAGAUAUUGGCUGACCUAGAAAACCACGUGCUUUUUAAGGAUGACCUAGAAUGCCAGAAGCUUAUUCUGGAAGCCAUGAAAUACCAUCUUUUACCAGAGAGAAGAACCCUCAUGCAAAGUCCAAGAACUAAACCUAGAAAAUCUACGGUUGGGACACUUUAUGCUGUUGGAGGAAUGGAUAACAACAAAGGUGCUACAACUAUUGAAAAGUAUGAUCUCAGAACAAAUAUAUGGAUCCAGGCUGGAGUGAUGAAUGGCAGGAGGCUUCAGUUUGGUGUUGCUGUUAUUGAUGACAAGCUGUUUGUCAUUGGAGGCCGAGAUGGUUUAAAGACCUUAAACACUGUUGAAUGUUACAAUCCAAAGACCAAGGCUUGGACUGUGUUACCACCGAUGUCAACACAUAGGCAUGGCUUAGGAGUUACAGUGCUUGAAGGGCCUAUUUAUGCAGUGGGAGGACAUGAUGGUUGGAGUUAUUUGAAUACAGUUGAGAGGUGGGACCCUCAAAGUCAGCAGUGGACAUUCGUGGCAAGUAUGUCAAUUGCCAGAAGCACUGUAGGAGUAGCAGCAUUAAAUGGCAAGUUAUAUUCAGUUGGAGGUCGUGACGGAAGUUCGUGUUUGAGUUCAAUGGAGUAUUAUGAUCCUCACACAAAUAAAUGGAAUAUGUGUGCUCCUAUGUGCAAGAGAAGAGGAGGUGUAGGAGUGGCUACGUGUGAUGGCUUUCUUUAUGCAGUUGGAGGUCAUGAUGCUCCUGCUUCUAACCAUUGUUCCCGACUGCUGGACUAUGUAGAAAGGUAUGACCCAAAAACCGAUACAUGGACAAUGGUGGCUCCACUAAGUAUGCCUCGAGAUGCUGUUGGUGUCUGUCUCCUUGGUGACAAAUUAUAUGCAGUAGGUGGCUAUGAUGGCCAAACAUACCUGAACACUAUGGAAGCAUAUGACCCUCAAACUAAUGAAUGGACACAGAUGGCUUCCCUAAAUAUUGGAAGAGCGGGUGCCUGUGUUGUAGUCAUCAAACAACCAUGA
Molecule: messenger RNA, 1567 nt
Organism: Charadrius vociferus (killdeer)
Lineage: Eukaryota; Metazoa; Chordata; Aves; Charadriiformes; Charadriidae
Gene: KLHL1
Product: kelch-like family member 1
Exons: 9
Molecular function (GO): protein binding
Source: RefSeq, a predicted model, not a curated record